Molecule: messenger RNA, 3680 nt
Organism: Tigriopus californicus
Lineage: Eukaryota; Metazoa; Arthropoda; Copepoda; Harpacticoida; Harpacticidae
Product: mucin-2-like
Exons: 2
Coding region: 80-3406 (1108 amino acids)
Source: RefSeq, a predicted model, not a curated record
AGUUUUACUUUAGAGUUCCACCAGAUCAGAUCAAGUCAAUCCUUCUCAUGUCACUGACCGAGUGCGUUCAACUCUGAACAUGGCUUCCCCACAUUGGAUCCUGGCCCUCGCUUGCCUGGGAAUCGCUCGGGCCCAAUACUUGUACUCUCAGGGACCUAUUUUAACAGCAUUUACCACUGAUGACCAAGGCCACGAUGACUACGUGAGACAAGUUCAUUCUCGGCAGUAUUGGUCCCCAUUUGGAAACUCGUAUCAGCCUCAAGUGACACGACCCAAUCAAUAUUUCUCAAGACCCACUUAUCCCAAUUACGAUGGAACUCGCUCGUCAACGGGCAGUCGCUAUUCCUCGACAUCGAACCAGAACAGAUAUUAUUCUCCAUCAUCUUCUUCCUCUCCCUCAUCGCCGUCCAAUGGAUACCAACCUUAUUUCCGUGAAAGCCGGCCUCAAAGCUUCAAACCAAGGGUGCCUGAAUUCAAGUCAGCACCUUUGGUGGUAGAGCAAAUACCCAAAGUGAUCACAAGAAAACCGAUUUCAUCUACCACCAUUAGCUCUACAACAAGCACCACUACUACUACUACUCCUACCACCACCAUCACUACUACCACCUCUACUACUACCACCACUACUUCUACUACUACUUCUAUAACUACUGUAAGUACAACGACAACCAUUAAGCCCACAACAAAAACAACUACAGUAGCAACAAGUACCGAGGGUAUAACCAAACCAUUGUCACUCACCACAACUUCCGCUAUUACCAUGUCCUCGGAGAGCGACUUUCGGACUGACCCUUUCUACAGAGAGGAAUACCUCAUGUUCAUGGAGUGGCUUAAGAACAAGAACAACCAUGCUAGUGAGCUGAAAGAAUCCACAGAUGAGGCUUCAAUUAGGCAGGGGGUUAAAGAAACAAUCACGCCAUCAACAACCACCCCAACAACAACCACGACCCCCACAACCACUACUACUAGUACUACUACGACAACAACAACGACGACGACGACAACCACAACAAUUAUUGUUACAACAACAACAACUACUACUACUACUACUACAACAACUACUACUACUCCCACUACCAAUGCCAUAACAACGUCAUCAACAACUAUAACAAUACAAACAACCACAAAAGCUAACUUACCGAUCAUUUCCGAAGCAAGCACUGAAUACACUGUCAAUAUUUUCGAUAUUGAUGAGGAAUCAUCUUCCGCAACGGAAAUUUUUUCUAUGUCUACGAUAUCUACUGAAGAUUCGACAACACCCGUUCCAGAUUUACCCGUGUUUGCGGAGGAACCGGAAUAUGAAGCAACAAAGAGUUCGAGUAGGGAACAUUUGGGCCAAACAACUGAAAGAUCUGUGAAAACUACCACAUUGACUCCAGAUUUGGUUGAAGGUACAACAAUGGAUGAAACCACCAUAGACACAUCUUCUGAUUUAGCAACUCUCGCUGGAGAUACUGGAACAUCUAAGAAGUCGGAUAAUGAGGAGAACGGUUCAUUCAAAGAAGAAGAAGAAUUGUCGGUUAGCCAAGGGCUUUUGGAUUAUUCCACCAUUGCCGAAUCAACCACCGAGGCCACCGAGGCCCCAGAGACCUCAACUAUGCCCCCGAUAAAUACACACAAAGAGGUAAUGGAGGAGCAUUUGGAAAUCGAAGACGAAUUGGAAGAAAGAGAUGAAGAGCUGGUAGAGCCAGAAAUCGACGAGACUACCAUCGCUGCUCCUCGAGGGGUCAAGAAAAUAAACGAUUUCCCUAAGUAUCGGACAGAAACGAUUAACAGGCCGUUUCCAUUCAAGAAAAAUCGUCUCCAUUAUAUGUCUCUGUCCACACCCACUGGAAUACCCUCUAUUUUCGGACCAGCAUCCCACUCAUCGACCCGACACCCUCCAGUUGUAUUCCUUUUCAAUGGGCGACAUCGGAACAAUAGAUAUAAAUCGAGACAAAAGAUUGAGUCCACUUCAACCUUAAAGCCCACUUCGUCUACAACAACCCCCAAAACAACCACGACCAUUUCAACAACAACAACAGUUGAAACCACGACCAGAAGGCGAAACCAAUUUCGCCAAGGUUGGAAACCAUCCCGAUGGAGACCGGCAUUCAGAUAUCCAACCUCCCGAAUCACUACCAAGAUUCCGCUCCAAUUGAACACACAAAGAUCUUCGAUAAAAAGCAACUUCAAGCCCGUCAUGAGUCUCCUGAAUUCCGCCACGAAUCGGGGAAAAAUCCCAAAUUUUCAAGAGAUCGACGAUUCCGAAGAGCGACUCGCUGAGGAAAGGCGGAAACGAAUUCUCCAACCCAAACGACCCGUUUUCAUCCAACAACUCAUGAGAGGAGCCUCCAAAACGACGACGGAACAUCCGAAGCCAAAGAUUGCCCUGAUUGAUUUGGCCAAGACCACCACUCCAGAGCCUGAAGAUACAACAAUUGCGAUGAAUGUGAAUGAUCCCACAACCGAAAGCACUACUACCGACCCUUCGACGGUUGGAAUUGAAGAUACCACGACUGAAAUGACAGAGGAGACCACCACUCCAAGUUUAGACGCUUUUGAAGAUGUGUCUUCGGUAAUGUCAACUACUACAGAAGAGGCAGACUUGGACACUGCUACGACUAUUGCUCCAGUUUCAACGACCCUAAUGCCAAAUCCCGAGGGAUUCGUCCCUUUCCUGGGUGAGGCCAUACCAAUUGCUUCCGACGAUAUCGUGAUGUCUGAGGAUGGCUUGGUUAUCCAUAUUGAAGAAUUUGAAGAAGACGUUGAACCACCCACCGAAUCAAAGAAUGUCACUUCCAAAACGGUAUUAGUUGGCGAGCCAAAAGGCCCCAAGAUCAAGACCUUCAAGCCCUAUCCGUACAUCCAUCCACCGCCAUUCCAACAUAAGCCGAGGAAGGCUAACACUGCAAUUAUUAAUGAGUCAUUACUCGAUGAAUUGGAUGUUACUACACCAAUGACAACGCCAAUGCCUACUACAACGUUGCCGCCUUCAACAACUCGUGGAGCUAAAACAGCAAGGACAACUAGAAAAGGAAAUGUUCGUAAAGUGGGGAAAAAGGCCACCACAACGACAACCCCGAUUCUGGUAGGCAUCCCUGCAAAAGUGACCGAGAUUGGUCCUCCGAAAAAGCAGUCCAAUGACUUCAACAGUCUCAACUUCUUCGACCGUUAUUACAAAUCCGGAUGGGCCGACAAAGAUGUCAAGGACAUGACACGAACCCGGACAUCCAUUGCUAUGCCCCAUCAGGUAGCUUCAGUAGCCUCGGUUCAACCCUUUUCGGCUUCCACGGGAUCGCGAAAACCACCGCCCGAGGACAACAUUCCGGAUUUCUUGAGAUUCGCCAUCCCUAUGCAAAGCCAACCCAUUGAUAGGAAAAUGGAUGUGGUUUUUGAUGGUUAUGCAAGAUAUGUUAGGCAUUAAUAAUAUUUAUUUUUGGUAUUGCUUCCAAAAUGCAUAUAACGUGUUGAUUUAGCUGAGAGUGGAAAAGAGAAUUGAAGAUUGUGCGGAAAGAUGGGGAAUGGUGUGCCUACAUGCUCAAAAAUUUCAUUUUCUAGCAAAGGGACGAAACUAAAAACCCUUAAAAAGAGUUCCUUUAUAACGAAAGAUUGGAUUAUUGUGUGACUUUCAUUAAUGUCCAUUGAGUGGGGAUUCAAGAGGAAAUAUAUCAAACAAUUGAAAAUGAUCUCUAGAUUUU